Messenger RNA from Brugia malayi, 423 nucleotides. RefSeq lists its product as uncharacterized. The record is from RefSeq and is a predicted model, not a curated record. NCBI's taxonomy places the organism in Eukaryota, Metazoa, Nematoda, Chromadorea, Rhabditida, Onchocercidae. Gene Ontology annotation, biological process: P450-containing electron transport chain; positive regulation of oxidoreductase activity. The transcript has 3 exons. Gene Ontology annotation, cellular component: mitochondrion. Gene Ontology annotation, molecular function: 2 iron, 2 sulfur cluster binding. Bases 1 to 423 code for a protein of 140 amino acids.
AUGAUGGUUAUGCGGUAUUCUAUUCGAUUGGCUGUUUGUUCGCAGUCUAUAUUGUGGAGAGGUUUAGCAGCCAGAGUGCCGAAUGUGAAGGUUCAGUUUAAAAACAGGGGUGAGACUUUGGAAGCAAUAGGUAAAAUAGGCCAGUCAUUGUAUGAAGUAGUGGUUAAUGCCGACUUGCCUAUUGACGGUUACGGAGCAUGCGAAGGCACCUUAGCCUGUUGUACGUGUCAUGUUAUUCUCAAGCCAGAACAUUACAAAAGAUUACCUUCACCAGUCGAAGAUGAGCUUGACCUGUUGGAUCUGGCACCUAAAGCAACGGAUUUCUCACGUCUUGGUUGCCAAGUAAAAUUAACAGAAGAAGAUCUACCGAGCAUAGAGGUUAUCGUACCAUCCGAAGUUCGCGAUGCGAGAGCCUACGAUUAA